UGCUUGUCUAAUCUAAUCUAUCCACCUUAUUGAAAGAUGAGGCCAAUAAGAAAUGUUGAGGACCUUGGAGGGGCCAUUGUGAUGGAAAAACAAAGUAUAUAAUAUACUACAUUUUCUUAAACAAAGCUUGGAGGCCAUCAAAAGGCUUUGGAACGAUUGGGAGAUACAAUGUUUGAUACUCGCAAGCUUUGGCCUACAAGUCUUCCUCUUGUUCGCGGCAGGCAUGCGGAGGCACAGCGUAUCCCGUGUCAUCAACUCGCUUCUAUGGUUGGCCUACUUGUCGGCUGACUCCGUUGCCGUUUUCGUUCUUGGCCAUCUCGCAGCCAAUGCAAGCGGCUCGCACCAUCUUCUUGUCUUUUGGGCACCGUUCCUGCUCCUCCACCUGGGAGGUCAGGACACUAUCACCUCCUUCUCUUUGCAGGACAACGAAUUGUGGAGACGCCACCUGCUGGGAUUGGUCACCCAAGCAGCGGUGGCCGUCUACGUCAUCUCCAUAUCAUCUUGGCAGGAUAGGCGACUCCUAGCUGCCACUGUGCUCAUGUUCCUCUCUGGGUGCGUCAAGUACGCCGAGCGUAUUCUUUGCCUCUACAUUGCUAGCCCAAAAUUCUCUAAAGCUAUGUACUGGUCUCUUAUGGGUCAAUAUAUACAUGUACAAAAGGGUAGAAGUACAUUAAGGCUGCAUGAUGAGCACUCGGACAUCCAGAACAGGCUAUUUGAUCAAAUGCUUAAUGUCGAUAUGAGACUUCCUGGCAUUAGCACACUGGACAUAGUAUUGUCUGAUACUCCAGUCAAUCGUCUACUCACUGCUGAUGAUAUGGCUCUCAUACCUGCCGUGCUCCGAUCGCUCAAGUCUGAAGAAGAACGAUGCAGGGCCUACGGCUAUGUCAGUGCACGGUUUGUUCGCCAUUAUGAAGGCCUCUACACCAAAGCUAGGUUUCAUUUUCACUGCUUUGGCAAUAUGAUCUCUCUUCUUCAUAUCAAGAUAGUAGAAACCCACGAACUGAUGAUGAGACUAAUUAUCACCUUCUCUGUAUGCUUAUUCCCACUUCUUUCAUCCUUCAUAACCCUAGUGAUCUUCAUGUUUGCUGAAAAGGGCCAACUCUACAGCCGGGUUGAUAUCACAAUCUCCUACAUAUUACUCAUAGGGGCCAUAACUCUGGAGGUGGCAUCUCUUUCCAUGACCAUUCUUUCCUACUUUGCCUCGACUGACUCAGAAGCAUCUUGUCCCGGUCUUACAUGUGUUGCCAAAUAUAUUCAUCCGGCAGGCCUGCGUAGAAAACAUUGGUCCAAAAUGCUAGCACAGUAUAGCAUGAUCAGAACUUACACUAGUCAAGAUGGCAUGGGCAUCAUCCUGUCGAUUCUACCACAAUGGAUCGGCAAGCAUUUACAUAACAACACAUUAACAAGAAUUCCCAUCACGAAAGAUCUCGAGAAGUUUGUCCUCGACAAACUGUUAGACUUCGGAGCAAGUAAACACAGCUGGAAUUUUGCUACCUUCCGUGGACAAAUAGCACUGAGAAGGUGGCCGGCUAUGCACGCAAUCAUCAACAGUGCUGAUCUGCCAACAAGUGUGCUGAUCUGGCACAUUGCAACGGAGAUAUGCUACUUCGGAGAAAAUAGCAACACUAGUCCUUAUGAAAGUAAGAUUACAAGGGUGAGCAGAGAGCUGUCAAACUAUAUCAUGUACCUUGUCUUCAAGUGCAGUGUGAUGCUUACCGACAGCACCAAGCUCCUAUACAUUGAAACUCAUAGGAAGAUUUGUCUUGAUGGGCAUUCAGAUCUAGGUGAGGCAGAUGCUAUCAGGAUGGUGUUUGAAGCGAACAAAGGAGGGUACGAACCAGCCAAUAAAGAUAAUCUGAGAAGCAGCAGCAGCAGCAGCAGAGAAGUGCAACUUCCAGAAACCAACAUGAGUAUUGAUCUUGAUUUUCCGGUGUUGCCUCACGCAUGUACAGUGGCAAAAGAGUUGCAGGGCAUACAGGGAGAAGUCCACCGUUGGGACCUCAUUGCGGCCGUAUGGCUGGAGAUGCUUUUCUACAUCGCGCCUCGAUGCGGGGGUGCUUUCCAUAUGCAGCAUCUCAGCACCGGUGGGGAGUUCAUCACACACGUGCUCUUCCUGAUGGGCUCACUCGGCCCUUUUCUACCACCCCCAGGAACUUAAUUAGGAACCAACUGGGCAUGAUGUAUCACUUAUCGUCGCAAUGGAUCAUUAUAAUAGCAAAAAUUACUUACUAUGUCUGUCCUCAAAAAAAAAACUUACUAUGUAUUAUAUGGUAACAUUUGGUGUUAUUGUAACAUUUCAGAAAUUCCUUGUAAACUUUGUACUGUGAUCAGAAUAAAUGUCAGUUGUAACACAGUUAGGACCAUUAUUAGUGUAUUA
Brachypodium distachyon (stiff brome) is the source of this 2377-nucleotide messenger RNA. RefSeq lists its product as uncharacterized. NCBI's taxonomy places the organism in Eukaryota, Viridiplantae, Streptophyta, Magnoliopsida, Poales, Poaceae. The record is from RefSeq and is a predicted model, not a curated record. The coding region runs from base 224 to 2158 and encodes 644 amino acids. The transcript has 2 exons.